AUGGAUAAUAGACACUAUUUUGUUGCCUUCCUAGCUGUGCUAGGUAUGCUAGCAUUCUUUGCCCUCAUUACAAUGCCAUUUUGGAUUCCAGUCUUGUUGUUCAAUUCCCCCUUCCUUUUAGUGGUAUUCUUGCUUGCAAAAUACACAAGAUUUGGAGGAAUUUUGGAGAAAUGGUAUCUUACAGUGUAUGAUUGGCUUGUAUAUCAAUCAGAAACACCAAGAAGGCUUCUUUGGCAAGGUUUUUACGAAUUCAUGAGCUGGUACAAUCAAGAUACUGAUUGGGUUACGAUGAACUAUGGAUAUGCUCUUUUGACAGAUGAUGGACAUAUGAUUGAUAAGUUACUGACAGAAGAGCAGGAUAAGCACGAGUGCUUCUCUCUCCAGCUCUAUUACUUCAUCACCGGAACUAACAAAGCGUUUAAAUCCCUUGAGGGAAAAACACUUGUAGAAAUUGGUUCAGGAAGAGGAGGAGGGAUAUCAUUUUUAACUAGAGUUUUUAAACCAGAAAAGGCCAUUGGAAUUGACUUCUCAAUGAACCAGGUGGAAUUUUGUAAAGCAAGACAUUCAAGUGUCAACCAGCUGGAAUUCCACCAAGGCGAUGCUGAGUCAUUCACAACUAUUGAAUCAAUUGGAGAAAACUCUGUUGAUGCCAUUAUUAAUGUAGAGUCUUCACAUUGAUACGGAAAUAUUGACAACUUUUUCAAGCAAGUCAACAAUGCUCUUAAGAAGGAUGGAGUCUUUUGUUAUACUGAUUUCAGAGGAGCUGAAGAUAUGGAUGAACUCAAAGCUAAAGUAGAAGAGUAUUUCGUAGUAGAAAAGUCCAUUGAUAUUACUAGGAAUGUUUGCUAUGCUCUGAAACUUGACACUCAAAGAAGACUAGCAGUGAUCGAGGAAAAAUGUCCCAAAAUAUUUGUCCCAUUGAUCAACAAGUUCUCAGGAGUCACUGGAAGUAGAGUUUAUGAAGAGCUUAAUGAGGGACAGACUCUGUAUCAUGCUUGGCUCUUGAAACCAAAAGGAAGAAAUGCUAAUGAAGAAGUCAAGGAGUAA
Moneuplotes crassus is the source of this 1047-nucleotide messenger RNA. The record is from the annotation of a GenBank genome assembly. NCBI's taxonomy places the organism in Eukaryota, Ciliophora, Spirotrichea, Euplotida, Euplotidae.